AUGGAGGCUCAAAACUUACAUACCGCGUCUGAUUACAUCAAUAAUUUGCUCCUUGCCAGAGGCUUACUCCGCAAUGGGAAGCCGAUCAACUUUGCACGACCGGAAGAUGCCUCGGGGGGAACUGAUGACACCAUGGCACAUGUUAUAAACCUAGUACAUGACCUGGUUUUGAGAAGAGAUCGUGAGGCGGAACAAAGAGAGAACUUGGCGACCAGCAUCAGAGCACUCCGAACUACAGAGGCGAAACAAACGCUCGAAAUUGAGAGACUUCAAGCCAAAACGACGGAUUUGUCCCGUUCCUUGGCUCUUGCUGAGGGACAGGAACGUGCAUUCAAAACGACCCUCCACAAUGCGGAAACUACCAAUCGAGGAUUGAAAGAGAAAAUACAACGCAUGAAAUCGUCAAUUCAGCAGAUUAGAAACCAAUGCGUUACGGAUAUUCGAAAGAGAGAUGUUGAGCUCCAAAAGCUGAAAUCGCAUCUCACAGAUCGCCAGAGGGGAAAACGGGAUGGACUUGGGGUAACAACAGUAACAAUAACCCCUGCUCCAAAGGCUAAUAUGGGACGAAAAGCAAUGGAUGGUGGGGAGGGCCUAGAAAAUCCUGGAUAUACCCUCAGGCAGGAAUCUACGGAAUUUCUGACCCAGCUCUGCCAAGAUCUGAGUGACGAAAAUGACGCACUCAUUGGCAUAGUGAAGAACGCAAUUCAAACACUGCGGGACCUACAAGAAUUACCCGAUAUAUCAGAAAAAGAUGACCAGGGAAAGAAUACCUUGGCUUCUCACGACUGGGCAGCUAGCCAGCUGAAGGAGGUCCCAGAAACAGAGCCCAUCCCACAUCAUGAAAAGCUCGCGACCGAGAUGAACUUGGUACUUGAAAAACUUAGGUCGUUGCUCACAAACCCGUCAUUUGUGCCUCUGGAAGAGGUUGAAAUACGAGACAGUGAAAUUUAUAGGUUGAGGGAUGGAUGGGAAAAGAUGGAAGAAAGAUGGAAGGAGGCCGUGUCAAUGAUGGACUCAUGGCACAAGCGGAUAGCUCAAGGAGGAACUUCGGUCAACGUUGACGAACUCAAACAAGGAAUGGGCCUCGGGCUUCGAGCUGACAAACACCAACCUGUGGGGCCCGAGUUAGAUGAUCCAAAUCUGGGCCCACCAACAUAUGAUGAAAAUGUUGUCAGAGGAGAAACAGACUACAGCGAUGUCCAAGAAUUUAUGAGAUCAACCCCGGUUCGCAAGAACAGUCCAAAAAAGGAUGCCAAAUAUCAUCGUGUCCUUGGCGAAAGUUCUGGAAAUGCAUCUCGAAAUGUAUCGUCUCGACGUUCGAGACAGAGUUUGAAGGAUGCUUCCGAGCGUAGCGAUGAUGAGCUUGCUCUAUCAGCACACUUGAAAACGACACAACAUCCGAAGAGCAAACCCAGGAGAGUUGCAGGAUCAAUAAUUCCUAAGCACGCCGUAAAACCCAAGUCGAAAAUCUCAACAACGGAAAAGCUUGCUACUGUUGAAUCAGAAGCCAAGGAAGCAGAAGCAGAGCGGAAGAAGUACGAAAGGAGGAAAAGGAGCAACUCGUCAACACGCUCUAAUGCAAAACCGAGACGGCGGAAAAGCACAUUAACACCGCAAGAAUUGCAAGAUUUGCUGAGCGCUAGCGGUUAA
Messenger RNA from Paracoccidioides brasiliensis Pb18, 1650 nucleotides. RefSeq lists its product as uncharacterized. The transcript has 4 exons. The record is from RefSeq and is a predicted model, not a curated record. The coding region runs from base 1 to 1650 and encodes 549 amino acids.